Messenger RNA from Amphibalanus amphitrite, 4132 nucleotides. Its product is annotated as ceramide kinase-like. The coding region runs from base 331 to 1989 and encodes 552 amino acids. Lineage: Eukaryota; Metazoa; Arthropoda; Thecostraca; Balanomorpha; Balanidae. Gene Ontology annotation, molecular function: kinase activity. The transcript is spliced from 10 exons. The record is from RefSeq and is a predicted model, not a curated record.
GGGUUUUCGUAUGGUUUCAACAUGGAGGAGAGUAUUCUCUCCUCCAUGGUUUCAGUGUAGUUCUCAGGUUUGUCUUUGAAUUUAUGACGUCAAAAGGGAGAAGUUCUAUCGAUUCAGCUGCUCAUCACGCUGACCUUGCUCUACUUCGAAACUCAUUUUAGAAAUUGAGUGAUGUGUGCGAUGUGUGGUUGUGCGUGGGCGGGGUGGGUCGCGGUGUUUGAGUGAGUUUUUAAUGAAUUUGUGAUCUAGGGAACUUAAAGUAGAGCUCAUGAGUUGUAUAUGAGCUGUCAAGUUUCGGUUGAAGAAGAAAAACGGUGAAAAUCCACAGGCAUGCCGCAACCGCAAGCCGUAAGCCAGAAUGGCGCUAGCCACCCCAUCAGACAAGGCUAUUUUCAAAUUAAUUCUGUACGACAUAAAGUUUCAAUCGGCGAAAACUAUGUGGCAUGGGAACCAGAAGGAGCGCCUGAUCUGCGGCACUCUGUGCGGCUGUGUGAUGUGGUGGCAGUGAGCCGGCCUGCUGGUGGUGGCCCACGUGGCUCAUCAGUGUACCAGGUGCCUGUGGCCCCUCCGGACUGCUCCCUGCCUGCUCCAAACACCUGCGGAAAGGCCUUCGCUGUCCACUACGCUGAGCGAGUUGGUCGCCGCUGGAAGCUGCGUGUUCAACACUUCCACCAGAAAAAUGUUGCUCUGCUGCAGCCUUGGGUGGAUCAGCUGCAGAGCCUGUUGAAUGGUGAACAGAGACCCCGCCGGCUGCUGGUCAUCAUUAACCCCACCUGCGGCAGCCGAAAGGCGCCCAACAUUUACACGAAGAAGGUCCAGCCCAUUUUCACGCUGGCUGGUGUGCAGACGGAGGUGAUCCAGACCACGCACGCCGGCCACGCGCUGGCGGUGCUGCGCCGGUGCUCGCUGCACGGCCAGGACGGCGUGGUAGUGGUAGGCGGGGACGGCACACUGAUGGAGGCGCUCAACGGCCUGCUGACGCGCCCCUCGCCCGACGGGGCGGACCGACCGCCCUGCGCGCCACUGCCCAUCGGCGUCAUACCCGCGGGUAGUACGGAUGCCGUCUGUGGCAGCGUGGGGACAGCCGAUCCGGUUACAGCCGCCCUGCUCAUCGUCAUGGGUGUGACCCGCUGGGUGGACGUGUGCAGUCUGCGCACCGCCGGUCAGCUGCUGCGAUACUCACUCUCUAUGAUCACGUACGGGUUCUUCGGUGACGUGCUACAGGACAGUGAGAAGCUGCGCUGGCUGGGACCGAUGCGCUACAACGUGGCAGGAGCGGGCCGGUUCUGGCGAAGCCGCGCCUACCGCGGCUCCGUGGCGUUCCGUACGGCUCCGGGCGCCAUGGAACCGCACAAACCGUGCUUCGCCGACUGUGACGUCUGUCUGCGGGAGCCGGUGGAAGCCGAGGGAGAAACGCAGGGCCAGAACGACGGCGAGUGGCACCGCGUCAGCGGGCCGUUCCUGGUUGUCAGCAGUGCCAACGUGUCGUGCCGCUGUAAGAUCACGCCCGAGGGGAUGUGUCCGCGGGCACACCUGUCUGACGGCUGGGCGCACCUGAUCCUGGUGCGACAGACUUCCCGCGCCAACUUCCUGCGCUACAUGUACCGGUCGGCGGCCGGAAAGGCGCCGUUUGACCUGCCGUUCGUCGAGUACUACCGUGUGAAGGAGUUUGAGCUGCUACCGGAGUCUACUGGCGACGACCAGCGACUGCUCGGCGAGGCACACAUCAACUUGGCCAUGUCGGUGGACUCGACAGCCGCGGGCGGCGAGUGGCGCGCACCAGAGCGCACCACCGCCACUGGCGCCGCGCCGGCCGGCCGACGGCCCCUGGACAGCGUGUGGAACUGUGACGGCGAGGUGGUGGCCGACCCGGCCGUUAACCUCAGGGUGCACCCUCGCGCAAUACGUCUGUUCGGUCGCGGCGUUGAGCGGCUGGAGGAAGGUAGCGGCUGCUGCGGCUGCGGGCGGCGCACCAAGAAACAAAUCUGACUGCCGACCACUGCACAACCUAGGCAGCUCAAUGGAGGGAACUCGCUGUGACCGACGCACACUGCACGGGCGCGGCCGGUAUAGCGGGGAAAUGCUGCUGCGUGGGACGUGAACGAGGCAAGUCCCAGGCAUUCACAUGUGUCUGGGCUAUGACAUGGCUGAGGCAGCUGCAAGGCAUCUAUGUAUGUGAUGCACGAGUGAUAGACUGACGUGUGAAACUGGGACGGCAGUUGUUAUUGGUCCGCUGCAGUUGACACACUUAUGUCCCUGAGUCGGGGAGGGGCGGCACAACUCUGCCGAGACAUAGCUCAUUGGAUUGCCAACGUUCACUAGCCAAGUGUUAGUUGGGCGGUAGCAGCACCCUUUCCGUGGAGCUAACCGGUGUACCCAUGACCCUUUCCCACCUCCGGUUAGCCUUUGAAUAGCGUAGGGGAUAUACCGGCUUUUGAAAUAUCUCCCUACCGGUCAUUGGACCAAGCUGCUGCUGACCGUCGGGCUCAGGUCCCUAUCGGACGGUGGAGCCAGCCCUCUACCGCUGCUGUACUCGGCCCGGCGCUGGCCGUCGCCCUCAGCCCCAGUCUUAGGUAAAGGGAGCGUUCGAGUCUGGCUGCUGCCGUGCAUUGUGAUGGCAGCUUUUCAUGGCUCCGUUCGUCGUUUGAUAGAGAACGGACAGUGAUAGCUACACUGUGGCUGCUCUAGUUAGAUAGAAUUUCAGGCUCGGGUAACUGCGCUACUUAGGUCUCAUUUUUGCUUUACGUUCUCACUUUUUGGCGCUGCUUUGCAGUGGAAGCAAGUUUUGCGGUUUCAUAAUGACUCACCAGCUCUUUUGCUUCACAUUUUUACUCCUUUCUAUGGUGGUUGGUCGGGUACGCUGCUCUGUUGCAUGCUCACUUCUAAUUUUGGCAAUAUUUUCUACACGGUCAAGGUCAUAGGGCAUCCUUGGGAUGCGUUGGCAUUCACUAUGAUUUCCUGAUUUACGGAGAUGCUUUUAAAAGAGCUUAAUGGACCUGGGAGUAUUUUUCCAGGCUCCGGUACCCGACCUUUUAAUGGGGCCAACGCUUACAGCUCAUGAAUACACGAGUGACGCGUUUUCAUAAAAGGCAGAUCGCCUCUCAAUAAUUUUGUUUCACGUCGCUCCACCGUUGUGUUCUUCUUGUGUUCAAUUGUUUUCUUUUUGUUUUGUUUUCAUCGGUGGUUUGGAUGACUUUUGUCCGGGGAAAGCGGCGGCAUGUCGCCGUUGUCAGCAUAUCAAUGCCGCGUGUUGUCGACUCUGACCGAAACGAUUGAGCAGGUCGAAUGUAGUUACUCAUUCCAACUCAUCUGAAAUUUUGCUCAUACGUGUGAGACCUUCAAAAUCAUGUGAUUUUUCUGCGAUUUUCUGAUUAUUCUGAGAUUUUAUUUUGCAUGCUGUAGGCUGAUACUGUUUAGUUCCUAUGAAUAUUUGUGAUCGGUUUGGUUGGGCUAUGUAACCAGUUGCUUCUUGUAGUGUUCCUAUGAUUAUAUCGUGAUCGGUUUGGUUGGUGAUAGUAGACGGGGGAGGGACUUUGCAGCCCCCUCGACUCGGGUACGGGUGCUCCCGUAUGCGGCUCCCUCACUGAAGGAAGACAGGCCCCGGUGGCCACGCUCAGGCGAAGACACUCGCGCCAACCAAAGGACCAGACGAAACCGAGCACGCGCAGCACUGAGACCGACCGGGGACCAGCGGACCGUCGGCGGUCCGCCGGAGACCGCGGCCGGUCCCGGGCUCAGCCGCCGGGCCACGCGGCCGGCGGCCGCUCGGUAUGUGGGCCGGCGGAGCCCCCUGUGAUCACUGCACCCAAAGGCGGCGGGACGGGUCGCUCGCACUGCUAGGAAAUUGAGUGAGCUGCUUAGCCAAAUUCACUGUUAGGCCAAUUGAUGUGUGUUCUGCUAGUCGUUUGCGACUGUGGAGGUCGCUGCGGUGCGCGGUGGACCGGGACCGGCGCUGCGUGGCUGGGCCGCGACCUGUGUGAACAGAAUCACGGCGCCUGCCGGACGUACCCGGCACGAUAGGCUUUCACUGUCAGUGGUUGUCUGAUGAGCUAGAUGUCUAUUUACUCGAUUGAUGGAAUUACUCUCAUAUGAAAAUCACCUAUGAAUAAUGAAUAUAUAUCAGCUAUAUUCA